ACAGUUUAAUAAGAGACAAUGAUGCGACUACUGCAGCUGUCCCCAGGCAAUUAAACUCUUCAGCGAAUUUCUUUACUAUUGCUUUUGAACAGGGAACUGUUUGCUAUUUUAGGGCACUCGUGCGGUAAAGAACUUCACUGAAAAAUGCAAAUAUGUUUUGCUAAUGUGGGAGAAAGAUGAUGAUCCUCUGAACCUGUGACUUGGAAGAGGGGGAUAAAAAGACAACUAUUUAUUGAGUUCUUGCCUCGCUCUUGCUGAUUCGAUGCACACAACCCCACGAACAUUCAGACUCAUGGCUUGACAAAGUGGGGAUAACCGGGAGCUGCAGCCCCGUCUUUGAAGCUUUUGUAAAGACAAACGGUCUGCAAUGUUAAGCCUUAAAUUGGCUUCUGGCGGACUCCAGCCUUUUACCCUUCGUUUGGUAGAUGUUUUCACCUCGCUGUCAUUAAGCAGGGUCAGGAAAGGAAAGGGCCGUGACCGGGUCGCCGCGGGCGCUCUCUGGGCGAUGAGGGUCUCCUGAGCGAGCAAGACCAGUCUCUCUCCGACUCGCCACGCGCCGCGCGCCGGUUCCUCUGCUCCCCCACGCCGGGGGCGCAUCCUCCCGGGAGCUGCUGCCCUUUUCCAACAUGGCGCCGCGGGAGGCGGGUCCCGCUCGUCGGCUCCCGGGGUUCCGGCGCCGCGCGUUUUGGUUCCGGAGUAACAGCGUCGCCACCGCCUUCCUCCUCCUCCUCUCGCCGCUACCGCCGUCGCCGCCGCCGCGGCCGCCGCAGGUCCGCGUGGCCUCGGGUGGCCGGAGCUCAGCCUGCGCGCGCCGCGCCCUGUGUCUCCGGGUGGGGCAGAAGACUCGCCCCUUGACUCUCCCGCAGGGACUCUCCGUGGUGUGGCGGCCCUGGGGCUCUUUCUUAAUAGCCCCGGACUGAGUCCCCUCUAGUCGAGGACCCUCUCCUAGUCCACUGACGAGCGGUGGAUACCUGCCGCAGUCCUUUCCCUGCUGCCUCCUUAUACCCACACGGCGGCAGAGAGCUUCACCAUAGCGUUCGCUCAACUCCAGAACCUUCCGACCUCCGCUAGUUCCUGCGGGCCUCUGCCCGCUUCCUGGUGCACCCUCCCCGGGAGACACCUCAGACCCCCGACAGCCUGGGCAGGCUCGGUGCCUGCGGGUGCGUUCCUGAUCACCCCUCCCCUCUUCCCUCCCCCUCAUCCUCCAGUCCCUUGUUUUCACUCUCUGUCCUCUGCCCCUCACUCCCCUUGUCACCUCUUGGAGCCCCCUCCUAACCAGCGACCAGUGGGUAUCCCCUACCCCAGGAUGUGAGCCUCUUUAACCUGUAAUGCUGUGGCUAGCCCUUGGCCCCUUUCCUGCCAUGGAGAACCAGGUGCUGGUAAUUCGCAUCAAGAUCCCAAAUAGUGGCGCGGUGGACUGGACAGUGCACUCCGGGCCGCAGUUACUCUUCAGGGAUGUGCUGGAUGUGAUAGGCCAGGUUCUGCCUGAAGCAACAACUACAGCAUUUGAAUAUGAAGAUGAAGAUGGUGAUCGAAUUACAGUGAGAAGUGAUGAGGAAAUGAAGGCAAUGCUGUCAUAUUAUUAUUCCACAAUAAUGGAACAGCAAGUAAAUGGACAGUUAAUAGAGCCUCUGCAGAUAUUUCCAAGAGCCUGCAAGCCUCCUGGGGAACGGAACAUACAUGGCCUGAAGGUGAAUACUCGGGCCGUACCCUCUCAACACAGCAGCCCAGCAGUCUCAGAUUCACUUCCAAGCAAUAGCUUAAAGAAGUCUUCUGCUGAACUGAAAAAAAUAUUAGCCAAUGGCCAGAUGAAUGAACAAGACAUACGAUAUCGGGACACUCUUGGUCAUGGCAACGGAGGCACAGUCUACAAAGCAUAUCAUGUCCCGAGUGGGAAAAUAUUAGCUGUAAAGGUCAUACUACUAGAUAUUACACUGGAACUUCAGAAGCAAAUUAUGUCUGAAUUGGAAAUUCUUUAUAAGUGUGAUUCAUCAUAUAUCAUUGGAUUUUAUGGAGCAUUUUUUGUAGAAAACAGGAUUUCAAUAUGUACAGAAUUCAUGGAUGGGGGAUCUUUGGAUGUAUAUAGGAAAAUGCCAGAACAUGUCCUUGGAAGAAUUGCAGUAGCAGUUGUUAAAGGCCUUACUUAUUUGUGGAGUUUAAAGAUUUUACAUAGAGACGUGAAGCCCUCCAAUAUGCUAGUAAACACAAGAGGACAGGUUAAGCUGUGUGAUUUUGGAGUUAGCACUCAGCUGGUGAAUUCUAUAGCCAAGACGUAUGUUGGAACAAAUGCUUAUAUGGCGCCUGAAAGGAUUUCAGGGGAGCAGUAUGGAAUUCAUUCUGAUGUCUGGAGCUUAGGAAUCUCUUUUAUGGAGCUUGCUCUUGGGAGGUUUCCAUAUCCUCAGCCUCUCCAGCUUCUGCAGUGCAUUGUUGAUGAGGAUUCGCCCGUCCUUCCAGUUGGAGAGUUCUCGGAGCCAUUUGUACAUUUCAUCACUCAGUGUAUGCGAAAACAGCCAAAAGAAAGGCCAGCACCUGAAGAAUUGAUGAUUUGUAUUUCAGAAGCCUUUUCUACUGUUGUGAGACAUGGAGAGAAGCUGAUGUGGGAAUCACAGAUGUGCAUUUCAGUCUGCAUUCGCCAUUUUUAUGUCUUAGCAUCCGCUCUGUGCCCAGCAUCCUGCCUGACGCCGAGGAGGCGGCAUGUCAGCCCCAAGUCCUGACCCCCCAGCCAGCUCACAGUCCAGUGAGGAAGGUGAGGGUAGACACAGCCAAGCACAGGAUAGAAUGUGAGAAUCGCCAGAGACCCCCCCUCACCUUCUCCUCCCACCUUCACCUACUCCUUCACCUCAGGCCACUCCUGUGGAGUCCUGUGCUCCAAACUUCUGGCAGUCCCCAGAUGCAUGAGGCAUCCUCACACAGUCAUGUCUUUGCUUGUGCUGUUUCCUCACUGCCAGAUGGUGAACUUCUCCACCUCCGAAACCCAACUGGCACAACCUCUGUGAAGCUUUCCUAAGCGUGCUUCAGUUGGGUUGAGGACUUCCUUUUGCCUGUCACCCUUCACCCUGGCUAAUACUUCUGUUAAUGCGCUCCUCACGCUUUGUGGCAGUAACUUGUGGUAACAGUCAAUAAAGGAGACCACAACCCCUCGAGGAAGAGAUCAUGUCUUAUCUUUGUAUCCUUAGCAUCUAGCCCAGUCUCCAGCCUGAGUAGAAUGCUCAAAUAAAUGGUCAUUGAAUUUAAAUGAUAUGAAUUUAACAAGUGAAAUGAAUUUCUGCUAGGGGUAUCUGGGGAGGCUUUGAGAAUGGAGUGACAGGUGAGCUGGGACCCACGGACAUUUGGGU
Messenger RNA from Symphalangus syndactylus (siamang), 3335 nucleotides. It is a transcript of the gene MAP2K5, whose product is annotated as mitogen-activated protein kinase kinase 5. Gene Ontology annotation, biological process: MAPK cascade; protein phosphorylation. Gene Ontology annotation, molecular function: ATP binding; MAP kinase kinase activity; protein binding. The record is from RefSeq and is a predicted model, not a curated record. Lineage: Eukaryota; Metazoa; Chordata; Mammalia; Primates; Hylobatidae.